GAGAUGCUGCGGCAUUCGAUGACGUAAUGCAACUCAUCAAAUAUAAUAAUCCUAUUACCAUAUUCUAAAAUGGCAACAUUUUGGUCAGGGAGACCUGGUUGGUUAGGAAAAGUAGGAAUAGCAUUAUUAGCUACAUGGCUUUUGGUACUAAUAAUAUCAGUAUCACAUAUCUUUAAAACUAAUAGCUUAUCGUCUAAUAAUGAGAGUCCUACAAAUAAAGAAAAUGCUCAACGUUUAGGCCAAAUGGUUAAUGAUUUUGAAAUUCUUAAAAGACAAAAUGAAGCAUUGAAAAAUAUAAUAUUAGGAGAAAGAUCAAAAUCCAUUCAAGGAGACCAUUUAGGUUCAAUACAAGAAAAACUUGAAAAGGUUUCACUUUACGAUGAUAUGUUGGAUCAACAAGAUAAUGUUAAGCAUGGUGUCCCUUCUCUUGAAUAUGAAGAACUACGGCGAAGGAUAAGAAAUAAUGUACAAGAAACAUGGUAUUAUAUUAAUGCAGAAUUAAGCAAAUUUAAAGAAAAUAUUGACAUACUUAAUUAUGAACAAAGAGGGAAAAAAAUACAAGAUACGAUAAAAAAUGUUUGGGAUCAUAAAAGGUCUCUAAUAAUAGAUAUUGACAGAUUAACUAAAGCAGAUGGUUAUGAUGAAUGGCGUAAAAAGGAAGCAAAAGAUUUGUCUGAUCUUGUACAAAAAAGAUUUAGGUAUUUACAAAAUCCUAGUGACUGCAGUAAAGCAAGGAAGUUAGUCUGUAGUUUAAACAAAGGUUGUGGAUUUGGAUGCCAGAUUCAUCAUAUUACAUAUUGUUUCUUGGUUGCAUAUGGUACAGAACGAACGUUAAUAAUUAAAUCUAAGGGUUGGAGGUAUCACAAAGAUGGAUGGGAGUCUGUUUUUAAACCACUUAGUGAUACAUGUUUGUCCACAAAUGGAGCAUCACAUGCUAAUUGGCCUGGUGACUCUUCUAAACAAGUGAUUUCUUUACCUAUUGUAGAUAAUGUUAAUCCAAAACCAAGGUUUCAACCACCGAGUGUACCAGCAGAUUUAGUUCCAAGAUUGGAAAAACUUCAUGGUCAUCCUUUGGUAUGGUGGGUUGGGCAAGUUUUAAAGUAUUUAAUGCGACCUCAAGAGAAUGUUAAGAAAACACUAGAUUAUGCAAAAGAGAGGCUUGGUUUCAAAAAACCUAUCGUUGGAGUUCAUGUACGAAGAACGGAUAAAGUUGGAACUGAGGCCGCUUAUCACGAUAUAGACGAAUAUAUGGUUAAAGUUGAACAAUAUUUUGAUGAACUUGAAACAAAGCCUGAAGUCAGAAGAGUCUUUUUAGCGAGCGAUGAUCCGGAAGUAAUCAAAACGGCAAGAAAUCAUUAUCCGAAUUAUGAAAUAAUAGGAGAUCCAGAGAUAGCAGAAACAGCAUCAGUUGCAAAACGAUACUCAGAUUCUUCUUUACAAGGCAUAAUUAUCGAUAUACACCUCUUGUCUGAAUGUGAUUAUUUGGUAUGCACAUUCAGUUCUCAAGUAUGCCGUGUGGCAUACGAGUUGAUGCAAACGUAUUAUCCAGAUGCUUAUAAUCGUUUCGCAUCCUUGGACGAUAUUUAUUAUUAUGGGGGUCAAAAUCGACAUCCUCAUCAAGCUAUUUUAGAUCACAAACCGAGAAAGAGUGGUGAAAUCGAAUUAAAAGUAGGAGAUUUGAUAGAAGUUCUUGGAAAUCAUUGGGAUGGUUAUUCGAAAGGAUGUAAUACUAGAACCAGUGCGACAGGAUUAUACCCUAGUUUUAAAGUUAAAAAUCCAGUGGAUGCUGUAGACUUUCCGAAAUACCCGAACAUCCCUGUACAAGAAAAUAAAAACGAGUAGGCAUAUAUUAAAUAUGUAGUAAUCUUGAAAACAUUCAGAUUGCUU
This is a messenger RNA of Habropoda laboriosa, 1887 nucleotides long. RefSeq names its product alpha-(1,6)-fucosyltransferase (gene FucT6). The transcript is spliced from 5 exons. Gene Ontology annotation, cellular component: Golgi cisterna membrane. Gene Ontology annotation, biological process: protein N-linked glycosylation. The coding region runs from base 70 to 1842 and encodes 590 amino acids. The record is from RefSeq and is a predicted model, not a curated record. Gene Ontology annotation, molecular function: protein binding; glycoprotein 6-alpha-L-fucosyltransferase activity. Lineage: Eukaryota; Metazoa; Arthropoda; Insecta; Hymenoptera; Apidae.